Molecule: messenger RNA, 723 nt
Organism: Trypanosoma cruzi
Lineage: Eukaryota; Euglenozoa; Kinetoplastea; Trypanosomatida; Trypanosomatidae
Product: GDP-mannose 4,6 dehydratase, putative
Exons: 1
Coding region: 1-723 (240 amino acids)
Source: RefSeq, a predicted model, not a curated record
AUGGUGAAGUCGUGCCAUAUAUCGUUUGGACUGCCUUGCAUCAUUGACCACGGAAAUAAUGUGUAUGGACCAUACCAGCACCGAAAGAAGUUUAUACCUCGGUUUAUUAUGCUUCUGAAUGCUGGGAAUAAAAUGACUAUUCAAAGCAAUGACGGCAAUAAGCACACAUUUAUACAUGCAAUUGAUGUGGCGCGGGCAUUUGUUGCAAUUAUUAACCAUGGGUUUAUUGACGAUGUGUACAGCAUUGGAUCUCGUGACGAGAAGAGUGUGCUGGAUAUUGCCCGUAUGACCGUUGUUAAAUAUGUGCGAGCGCACAUGAAUGGAGAGAGGGAGCCGGCAGGGCGCCCAAACUGCUUUCUUCACCUCUUCUGUAAGGACUUGUCUGUGCAUGUGUGUGUGAGUGGUGUGAAAUAUGACGAGCUCUUUUUCGUUCCCUGUGGAGUGUGGGGGUUAAUGUUUCCUGCUUCGUAUUUUUAUUUUAUGUCUUUGUUUUUAUUUUAUUCUGUGAAGCCACUACUGAAAAAAGAAAAAAACGUGCCUUCACCACCCUUCGUGUGGCUUUUAUUUAUUCUGUUGUUGAAGGAACCCGCGUGCAUUUUUCUUUGCCGUCUUUCUCUCUCUGCUGAGGGAACAACCUUUCCUCUGUUACUUCAUUCAUCUCCAAGGACUUGGAAUUGCCGACACUUCUGUGGGAAGGACCAAAAAGUGUCGCGGGGAAUGUGA